AUGCCCGGGACCACGACUACAGGGGUCACGACUAUACAAGGGAGCACGACUACAGGGGGCACGACUCUACAAGGGAGCACGACUACAGGGGGCACGACUCUACAAGGGAGCACGACUACAGGGGACACGACUAUACCAGGGACCACGACUACAGGGGACACGACUCUACAAGGGAGCACGACUACAGGGGACACGACUAUACCAGGGAGCACGACUACAGGGGACACGACUCUACAAGGGAGCACGACUACAGGGGACACGACUAUACAAGGGAGCACGACUACAGGGGACACGACUCUACAAGGGAGCACGACUACAGGGGACACGACUAUACCAGGGAGCACGAGUACAGGGGACACGACUCUACCAGGGAGCACGACUACAGGGGACACGACUAUACCUGGGAGCACGAGUACAGGGGACACGACUAUACCAGGGAGCACGACUUCAGGGGUCACCACUAUACCUGGGGGCACGACUACAGGGGACACGACUAUACCUGGGAGCACGACUACAGGGGUCACCACUAUACCUGGGAGCACGACUACAGGGGGCACGACUCUACAAGGAAGCACGACUACAGGGGACACGACUCUACAAGGGAGCACGAGUACAGGGGACACGACUAUACCAGGGAGCACGAGUACAGGGGUCACCACUAUACCUGGGAGCACGAGUACAGGGGUCACCACUAUACCUGGGAGCACGAGUACAGGGGCCACGACUAUACCAGGGAGCACGAGUACAGGGGUCACCACUAUACCAGGGACCACGACUACAGGGGACACGACUCUACCAGGGAGAACGACUACAGGGGUCACCACUAUACCUGAGAGCACGAGUACAGGGGUCACCACUAUACCUGAGAGCACGAGUACAGGGGUCACUACUAUACCAGGGAGCACGACUUCAGGGGUCACCACUAUACCUGGGAGCACGAGUACAGGGGUCACCACUAUAUCUGGGAGCACGAGUACAGGGGUCACCACUAUACCUGGGGGCACGACUACAGGGGUCGCCACUAUACCAGGGAGCACGAGUACAGGGGACACGGCUAUACCAGGGACCACGACUACAGGGGUCACGACUAUACAAGGGGACAAAACUACAGGGGGUACGAAUACACCCGGGGGCACGAGUACAGGGGACACGACUAUACCAGGGAGCACGAGUACAGGGGUCACCACUAUACCUGGGAGCACGAGUACAGGGGUCACCACUAUACCUGGGAGCACGAGUACAGGGGCCACGACUAUACCAGGGAGCACGAGUACAGGGGUCACCACUAUACCAGGGACCACGACUACAGGGGACACGACUCUACAAGGGAGAACGACUACAGGGGUCACCACUAUACCUGAGAGCACGAGUACAGGGGUCACCACUAUACCUGAGAGCACGAGUACAGGGGUCACUACUAUACCAGGGAGCACGACUUCAGGGGUCACCACUAUACCUGGGAGCACGAGUACAGGGGUCACCACUAUAUCUGGGAGCACGAGUACAGGGGUCACCACUAUACCUGGGGGCACGACUACAGGUGUCGCCACUAUACCAGGGAGCACGAGUACAGGGGACACGGCUAUACCAGGGACCACGACUACAGGGGUCACGACUAUACAAGGGGACAAAACUACAGGGGGUACGAAUACACCCGGGGGCACGGCUACAGGGGGAACGACUGCAGCACCUACAUCUUCUCUACUCGUCACUCCAAGAAGGGUUAUACCGUCCCAGUUGGUUAUGGACUUACCUUUUCGACCAGUGUACAACGACAGGACAGCAGUUGAAUUCAUGGCGCUUGAGAAUGCUUUUAUACAAUCGGUUUCUCCAGUGUUUGUCGGGCAGCCAGCAUACGUUGAUAUUAGACUGAUCCAAUUCAUCCCGGGAAGCGUUGUGGCCAGGUUCGUUACCGUCUUCAGCACAGUAGGAUCGGAACCAGACUUGAUUAUUACUCAGAAAGCUAGGGCCCAUCUACAACAACUAAUCAACAACGGAACGUUCGUCAACACACUGAACUUCACAGGUGGAGUUGGACUACAGCAAACUACGCUUACCGCAGAAGAGCUUCAUCUGAUAUCAAACGACCCAAGUUUUUGUAAUCUAACGUGUGGGGAGGGUAGUUUCUGUCAGCUGAGUGAAAAGUACCCAGGCGUAGUGAUCUCGGAGUGUGCGUGUGAAGAGAACUACUACCCGGCUGGCAACGGUGUCUGUCAGGUAAACACACACAUUUCCUAA
Messenger RNA from Branchiostoma floridae (Florida lancelet), 2238 nucleotides. Its product is annotated as mucin-19-like. Lineage: Eukaryota; Metazoa; Chordata; Leptocardii; Amphioxiformes; Branchiostomatidae. Bases 1 to 2238 code for a protein of 745 amino acids. The record is from RefSeq and is a predicted model, not a curated record. The transcript has 4 exons. Gene Ontology annotation, biological process: extracellular matrix organization. Gene Ontology annotation, cellular component: extracellular matrix.